This is a messenger RNA of Anopheles gambiae (African malaria mosquito), 13896 nucleotides long. RefSeq lists its product as uncharacterized. The record is from RefSeq and is a predicted model, not a curated record. Lineage: Eukaryota; Metazoa; Arthropoda; Insecta; Diptera; Culicidae. The coding region runs from base 528 to 5144 and encodes 1538 amino acids. The transcript has 3 exons.
UUUUUUUUUUAGGGGGGAAAUUUUGUGAACCAAAGUAGGCAAAAGUGUAACCACACACGGCAACAACAUAUAGUACAACAAAGCAGGCCGGCAUCGGUUCUACUGCAAGCAGUGCGGCAACGCGCGCGCGACAUUCGCACUGUUUGUGUGCGCUCAUAUACCAUCCCCCGGACGGACGCUAUAGUGUGUUUGAAAUGAUUAGUUAGGUGUUGGUGUUUUAUCGCUGUGAAGUUUUGUGCCCUGACCGACCAACGUGAAUGUAUCCCACUGUACUAGCAACAAGUUAAGCGCGACAUAGUAGAGAGAAGAAGAUAUAAUAAUAUUGUGAUAAGAAAAGAAGAAAGUGUGUAUUAAGUAGAAGCAGAAGAAGAAGAAGAAGAAGAAGAGGUGUUCGGAACGUCCGUAUUGCCUCUGUACCAGUUCUACCUCACCUUCCUACCAGUACCAAUACAGUGCAAUCCGGAUGUCGUUGGGCGAGCGGCGUAGAAGUACUUAAACACGCUCACUAAGUGAUCAACAAGCGCGCGAUGGCUGCCUCAGUCUACGCCACGCCGCCGCCGGAACUGAGCGGCGAGGAAGCGGUGCUGAGCGAUGCCUCGAACUCAUCGCAAACCAACAGCUCCCACAGCUCCACGCUGAAAGCGUCCAAGCGUACGCUCUCGUCCUCGUUCCUGAACGCGGCCACUACGCAAAGCAGCACGCUGACCACCACCUCCCAGCUCAGCUCGGACUCGCUGCCCGAUCUGUCCAAGAAGCGCCGCAAGCAGUCGAUGCCGAUCCGGUUCUCCUCCAACGGUGCGGCCAUCGAGGUGCCACCGGCGGCCGACACGACGAUAGUCGAUGUGGACGAACGGUCCGCCGAUGAAGCGCGGCCCGCUCCGGAAGAGGAGCAGCAGCAUCGAGCAACGGGGGAAGCGAACGGGUCGCCGAAUCCCGCCAGCCCCGCAAUGGAAACCGGCGACGACGAGGAGGAAGCCGCCCUGCUCGAGGAGCAGCAGAACAACUUCCAGAAGAUAUUCCUCUCGAACCUGAGUCAAUUACAGCAGAAGCACCUGCAGCUGCAGCAGCAACAUCAGCAGCAGAACAGCGAAGGGUUUCUCGGGCUAGCCAGUGCCGGUGCAACGCUGCCGGAGAGCUUCCUCACCUCCAAGCUGAACAGUUUCAUCGCGCUGAGCGGCGUGCGGGCAGCGGCGGAUCGUGAAUCGAGCUCGCUGGCGCGAAGUGAGGACGAGGAGCACGACGAUGGCCGGGACGAGCGGGCCCAAUCGCUUGCCGAAGAAGAACCGAGAAGCCGCGAGCAGUCGCCUGUUAGAAAAAGCGCCUCUGCCAGUGAGGAUGAUGGGCAGCGGCGCCAGGACGGUGAGCGCGAAGGUGGUAAUGGGCAUCCAACAGCACACACGCAACCGAGGCACGAUUCACCGACGGCCGACGAUGGGGAGGGAAAACGGCAACCGGAACAGCACGCCACGGCAGCAAGCCCACCGAAGAUCUCGCUCAAGAAGGAGCUGCUGAUGGACCCGGAAUGGGACGGGGAAAUUCGGAGCAGUCUGCCGAAGGCGGACGACUGGAUCUCGAUAGCGGGGCUGUCCUUUCCGUUCCCACCGGAGGCGGCCGCCGCCCUGUCCGCCUCGGGCUAUCUGCCGCAGCUGCCCCUGCUGGGCGUGCCGUCUGUUUCGGCGUUCGGGCCGGCCGGCGAGGGCAGCGGGGCCGGGCGCGGACCGGGCGUACCGCCGCUGCGCAUCUUCAACCCGGAAGCUUACUGCGACCUGUGCAACAAGGAGUUCUGCAACAAGUACUUCCUGAAGACGCACAAGGCGAACAAGCACGGCAUCUACGAGCCGGCCGCGAGCAACGGCAGCGCGGACGCGAACAGCUCCGCCCUGUCCGCCAUGAGCAACCCGUUCAAUCCGAUUCACCAGCUGUCGCAGGUGUUCCAGCUGCAGCAACACCCGGGCCCGAUGGCGGGCGAACCGAUGGAGAAGCAGCUGCCGGCGCUGGCGCUCGAGACGGAACGUAUGGCGCCCCAGUCGAUGCUGCAGGGGGGACAUGUCCAAUCCCUGGCAGCUGGUCAACAGCAGCAGCAACAGCAGCAGCAAAGUCAGCAAAGUGCGGGCAAACCGAUGCCACCAUUACCAGCCCGCUCGGCUCACUCGCCAAAGGUCGCCGGGGGAACGCCCAACCCAAUACAGCCCACCGUGUUUUGUGACAUUUGUUUCAAAAAGUUCAGCAGUCUCAGCGCCAUGCGCAAACAUCGCAGCAAGGCGCACGAGCUGUCGAGCAGCAGUAAUCAUCAGCUGCAACAGCAGCAACAGCAGCAGCAGCAGCAGCUUCAUCAGCAACAACAGCUACAGCAGCAGCUUCAGCAUCAUCUGCAGCAACAAUACCACCAGCAGCUGCAAAACCAACAGCAGCAGCAGCAGCAACAGACCGCCAAACACGCCAGCUCCCGGCAGGACGCGCCGGACGCGGGCGGUGUCGACUCCACCGCGAGCAUCACGCCCAGUGCGCUACAGCUUCCCGAUGGGUUCCGCGAGGACUACACGAUCGAGCAGGAGGACGCCACGUUCACGCCGCAGCCCCGCAAGCUGUCGCCCCAUUCGAUGCAGGCCGCCAAGGAGGCGAACUUCUCCGCGGACAAGCUGCGCCGUCUCGGCGUCGUCAACCCGGAAGCGUUUUGCGAAAUCUGCUGCAAGGAGUACUGCAACAAGUACUUCCUGCGCACGCACAAGCUGAAGCGCCACGGCAUCCUGCCCACGCCGGACGAGCUGAAGGACGAGGCGCGCCAACCGUGGGCCCCGUUCCUGCAGACCAGCCCGCUGAACCUGAUCAUGGGCGGUACGGCGGCGGAUGUUGUCGGUGCGCAGAUGGCGCUGCAGGCCGCGUCCCCUUCCUCACUGCGGAAGCUGAUGGCGGCUGGUGGCGGUGAGCUGACCGGGGCGGGCAAUGGCAGCAGCAGCAGCAGCAGCGGCUCGAUCGCGAUCGAAGGUGCCAAGGGGGUGGAGAUUAAGCGCGAACAGUCCCCGUCGGCGAAGCUGGACAAUGGCGGCGGUGAGUCGGACGAUCAGCAGCAGUCGCAGGACGGCGCACCGGGCAACGGGAGCGGUGCCGAGGGGGCCAAGGACGGCAGCGACGAGGAUGCGGAAGCGAUCAGCGUCGACCUGCAGAAGCUACAGUCCAUGAUCAUGCAGCUGAACGAUCUGAACAGCAUGCAGCAGCAGCAGCAGCGGAAGGUGGGCUGCGGCGUGUGCGGCAAGGAGCUGGCCAAUCAGUACCUGCUGCACGCCCACAUGAUCCAGGAGCACGGGGCGCUCGCGCUGGACAACAACAACGGCCCGAAGGGGUCGCGAGUGCCCACGCCGAACGCCGACGCGCUCGAGACGUGCAAGCAGUGCGACAAGGAGUUCGCGAACGUGUACAUGCUGAAGCAGCACCUGGUGGAGGUGCACGGCGGCGGGCUGCCGGGUAUGGCGAGUCCGAAGCGCGAGGGUUUCGUCACGCCGGAGCGUCCAACGACGGGACCGCUGGCGGGUGGUGCUGGAAGCGGUGGUUCGGCCGGUGGCAACGUCCCGAUGCCACCGGGCGCUCCGGCGUACGCCGACCGCAAACCCAGCUUCUCGAUGACGCCCACCAGCAGCUACUGCGAGAUCUGCAACAAGGAGCUGUGCAACAAGUACUUCAUGAAGACGCACAUGCAGCGCAUGCACGGCAUCGAGAUCGAGAACGGGGCCCAGAUCGGGGGCGUCGUGUGCAACAUCUGCAACAAGGAGCUGUGCAGCAAGUACUUCCUGCGCGUGCACAAGCACAACACGCACGGCAUCGUGGAGGAGGGCGCACCGCUGCCGCAGCCGCGCCAGAACGGUGCGGCCGCGCUGGCCGGCGAGCUGGGCGCGGAGUCAACCGACGGCGGGUUCCCCGGCGGACCGGCCGACCUGAAGCCGGGCGAGGUCAGCGACCUGAGCAACCGGUACUACUCGCACUUUACCGAGGUGUGUCCGCUGUGCAGCCGGCGCUUCCGCAGCGCCAAGUGGCUGCGGGCGCAUCUGCUCUGCGACCACGGCAAGGUGGGCGUGGAGAAGCUGAAGGAGCUGGAGCAGAAGCUCGGCGCCCAGAACGGGGGCACGUUGAUGGGGAAUGGGCCGGGUAGCGCCGGCAGUGGCAAUAGCCGCAGCAAAUCGAACAGCCCGUCGCUGAAGGUACCGAACGGGGCGGCGGCGGCAAACAGCGAUGGCGGCAAGUAUGGGCCAAAGUCGCCGUUCGGUGGACUGAGCCCGGCCGAGGCCGCCAAGUUCCUGCCGAAGGGGGCCGGCAGCAUUCCGGCACUGUUCGGGCCGGACCAGCAACAGCCAGGCUCGCCGAUGGGCGGCCUGAAGGGGUACCAGUGUUCGUACUGCUCGUUCGCGACGCCACUGCUGCCGUUGCUGUUCAUCCACGAACGGUCGCACUCCAGCUUGAGCAUCGUACAACAGCAGCUUCUUCAGCAGCAGCAGCAGCAGCAGCAGCACCAUCAACAGCAAGAGGAAGCGCAAGCGGUGGCGGCUGCGGCUGCGGCGGCGGCGGCUGCUGCGGCCGCUGCCCUCGGAGCGGCACCGUUCGCACCGCUGCUCAAGUCCGAAUCGGCCGUCUCGCUGGCGAAGGACCAGCCGGCCAGCCAGCUCAUGCCCGGCACCUCGUCCGAGACGCCCUCGUCGACGCCGGCCUCCACACCGAUACCAUCGCUGUCGCAGGAAGCGCUCAACCUACACCAGCAGCCGGCCCGACGCUCCCAAAGCCCCGAGCGGGCCGGAUCGCCCCGCCCCGAGCCGGACGCACCGCCGAAGCCAGCGUCGCCCAAGCCCGCCUCCUCGCCGUCGGCGCGCGGUGAGCCGGCCGCGAUGCUCUCCGAGGUGGCCAACCUGACCCAGCGCCCGGCCGUGUACGCGCUGCCCCAGCAGAGCGGCCCGCUCAUGAUGCAGUCGUUCCUGAUCGAGGAGUCGGCAGCAGGUGCCGGCGGGGGUCCCCGGUCGCCCCGGGAUGCCGCCGACAAGGCGGACGGGUCGUCGCCGCUCGCCCCGGAUCACAGGUUCGUACCAGCCGUUGUUUUCCUACCCGUUAAAGAGCGUAUCCUCUCGCCGAUGACAAUAUCGUUCAAUCUGAGCCCGGCCUAAACCGAGCCGGGAGUGGGAACCGGGUGUGAACGCUCGGACCGUUCCCUUCCUCUCUAGUCUCUAGUCAUCCAAAUUACCCGACCGGCUGAACCGAGUGCUGACCGGGCAAAAUCAACCUUGUAUCGCAAAGAAAAUCCGCAAAUACGUACGUAAAACUUAUCCUUUCGAAGAAGAAAACAAAAAUCCAAAUCCACGACCUAGAUCUAUCGCAAGAAGAAGAAGAAGAAAAAAGUAUAAUAAUAUGUGAAGCUAGUGAAUGUAAAACCCCUAACCUUUAAAGUAGACCUAAUCGCCGGGAGCGAAAGCAUAAGUUCUUGGUUUGCCGGCAGCAAACCAAGCAUAAUGCUAUGGCCUGUCUGUUUCGACGCUGUCAGACACUUGUAGAGAAAUUCACACAAGACAGAAGGGCUUUAAUCGUAAUCGUUGCAACAAGUAUCACCAUCCAAAACGCGUUUGGAUGCAAAACUAAGGCCAUACACACGCAGCAAAACUAAGCAAAACUUCCUUCAUAUGUGUAGUGCGUGCAGGCAUUGGUGGUAAAGGUGCCACCUUACAUGCAGGAUUGAAGCGCAAGACUGAACCAAAGAGAGAGUUACCUAUAAAAAAAACGCUAACAAACACAAACAAACCAGCAAGGUCAUUAUAAAGUCUCUGUGCCAUGUCCCCGCUGUCACACUGUGUGGAAGGAUGAUUGUUUUAACCGAAUCAGUAAACUGUCAAGCUUUUUAUCAAAUUGCUCCCACACAGCCCAAGCAAAGCGAAGUAGCGACCGAAAAAAAGCGAUCGAAACAAAACAAAAACAAUGAAUGUUUGUCUCGACUAAUCUUUCAAAUGAUAUGGCAAAUUAAUCAAAAUAACAACAAAAUAGAGCGUGUAAUGCAUCUGCCCGUGGGUAAGAGGCGGAUGAAAAUAAGAGUGGGUCCACGGGUGCGCCUGUGUGCAGGAGAUUCAUUUAGCGGCGUGGCAGGAAGGCAGCAGAGAAGGCUAACUUCUUCGUGAUGUUCUAACAAAGUUCCUAUUAUGAGUAAAACUGAAACAAACUGACAACUGAACUUGUUGUAUCUCUUCGGGUAUGAUAGAUUUUUUUAGAGAAAAAGUCUUACGCGUCGUUGAAAGAAGGAUAGAGACGGCAGAACCUAAAUUGUGCUUUGCGGCCAUUUUCGCGUGAUAGGAGAUGCGCAAAUAAAUCCGCAAACAUAAACCAGACGAACAAACAAACAAACUCGAUAAGUGUGUAGCGCUAAAAUAUCAUUUUUUGUGAACGCCAUAGUAGGGAUUGUUGAUAAUUUAUGCAACCGAUUGUACCAUUGAGCGCAGAGAAGAAGUGUUUGUUUGAAAUGGUUUAAAAGCGCUGCAUCGUUUCUGAUUGUUUGCAUCUUUAGGUUAUGUGUAGUGUAGUGAAACAAGAACGUAACAAACAAACAAAAACCCAGACAGAAUGUAUAUUUAUGCAAACACAGACAAACACAAAUCAGGGAUGAUGAUGUAUAGGAGAAUCAUUCCAAAACAUGCAUUACCAUUUACUCAGGGUAUUCGAUCGUACAACCGAUGGCAGACCGGAAGAGAGUGCAACAAAUAUUAGGCUAAACGUAACUGCGAGCUACCGAGGGCAAGGGCGUGUGGCGGCACGCAACUAUUCAGGGAUGAUAAAAGGUAGUGCACCUACCACUUAGAACGUAGACAAAGUACACGUCGCCGCAAAGCGCAGAAAUACUUAUCCAAACUCACACAAACACCGAAAGUUACCAGAAGGCGCCGUAGAUCCUGUAAGUACAAGAGAUUCUAUUUAAACGAAGAUAACAAAAAUAAACCCCGCAAAGCAAGGCAACACAAAGUACAGUGGGUAACAGGGCCGGGAGAUUCGGGGCAAGCUCCCCGUUGGCCACAACAACACUUCCUCCUUCAGUACGUAAUAUGUCGUCGUAAUAUGUUGAGCGAACCAAACAUUCAAAUCAUUGCUAGUCAAAACCGAAACCAAAGGGCGAUUAGAUCAUUAAACAAAAUCUACCAUUUAUAGCAUAUACUUAUACAUAUACAUAUACAUACAUUAUUAUAUAUAUAUCCUAGCGUAAUUACCUAAACACCCCUAAAACAAAGAAAACUUAAGCUGUUAGUGUUAGUAUGCUGUCUCUUUUUCCUCAGCUGUUUUAACGCAAUCCUUUUACCACCCAGCAACCCACAACAGAGUAAUUACCAAAGAGGCUCGUUAGACAUUUGUUGCAACCAAACUCUCGGGGCAGCAGAGCUAGUUUAAGUUAGUGAUCGCUUUUAAGUUUAAGCGAUCUUCCCGUCUCGUGUUUGACAUCAUGGAGGAGUCGAGCAGCCCGUAGUACAGCCAGUACGCAGUAGAAAUAGGCGAGUUGCAAGAUCCUUAGGAUAACAACCUUGGUGUAACUAAUUUGUACGCUUACUUUUUUGACGUCUUUCCGUUCGGUGUCACGGUGUGUCCCUUUUCCCGAUUCGGUCAUAUGCAGACGGGGGUGUGGCUACCCCCAAUUGGUUCUGGCAGAGCUCUUCUGGUUUUAGUGUCCUGUUUCCGGUAUCAGUAAUUGCUGUUCCAUCAGUCGAUCAGUCCCGCUUAGCAGUUUAGUAGUUUAGUACAAACGAACCAGAAGACAGUUCCCUUCUCCUCAUUGGAGGUUCCAAUCCCAGCGAUGCGUUAAGAUAAAACAACAUACAAAAAACCCCCGCAAAUCUACGGCAACGGGCAAAAGCGAUCCAGGAUUCUCGAGCAGUUGCUCAGGUUUAGCGGGAGAAAACCCCCGUCGUUUGCACUUCAGUGUAUCGUACGGUUGGUCGCGGAAAUUCGCAAAGCGAUUCUGCACAAUUGUUGAUCCACUGCUUUGGCACCUUUUGUGGCGAAGCGGCAGGAUAUAUGGCGGGUGCGUAGCAGGCUCUCCAACCCGUUGGUUUCCUUCGAAACAAGACAUGAAGGCGUGGAAAGAUAGGAAAGACUUUCUUGUAAGAAUCUUCAGGGUUGGUACCAAGCAAGACAGAGAGCAAGAGAAAGAGCGUAAAUGCGAGAAAUAGCAAAACAAGGACUAUGAAUGCGUAACAUAUGAUGAUAAUAGCACGUUUUCUGCAAUUGCUAUAAAACAAAACAAAAAAAAACAACAAUGGAACUGUACAAUGCUGUGUGCCUUUUUUUUAGCAAUUGCGGACAAACGGAUCAAUAAGAAAGCGUACCCAGGCUCGAAAGCGGAAUAGAAGAAACGAAACAAUAUACAGAAGGAAGUGAGAGAAACACUGCAAACAAAUGACGUAAGCAAAGCACGGGCUACAGGAGCGCGAGAUGUGUGCGUUAGGGACGUUCGGAAGCUGGAUUGUUUGAGUAAUUAAGAAUUAAUUAGUAAUAUUUCAUAUAUUUGUAAUAUAUAAUUUCGGGUGAUAUAUGAAGUGUUUGUAAUUAAUUGUGACCGGGAAGACUAGACACCACGGGAAGACAAAUGACACGGGCAAGAAACACAAAAGCGACCGGGUCGUAACAGCAAAGGGCAAAACAAUAAUUGAUAAUAAUGCAACUAGAACAUGCUAAAGACCUAAAGUGUGUAUGCUUUGUAAGACCGAGCAAUCGGCUGGUGAUGAAUGCUGCAGGAGAGAACUACUUAGAGAAACAGCAGAAGCAGCGAAGGAUGCUACAUAGAGUACUGUAUCAAACACAUGCCAUAGUUGGUAUCACACCUUUUCACUAUCUAACUUCGACGACAGACACACACACAGACAGAGUAUUAGGCAGAUGUUAGGACGAAACUACACCAAAGAUCAAAUCUGGCGCCUGAUCGAAUAUCAUCAACUAUACAUCGCGACUGCUAAUACCUCAACAAGAGACUGAACUUCCAGCAGAUAAUCACACGAUCCUAAUGAUGUUCCGUUCGUCCACGUUACGCUAUCUCCUAUCAAUUGCUGGUUUCUUCUGAAAUUUAUUCAAAACCAUUCGUUGUCAUGCGUUGAAAGUUAAACGCGAGGGAAGACCGAUUAUUUUGAAUGCCAUAUUUAGAUGACAUAGAACACACCAUUAGCUCCAUAUUUAACACCCUUUUAACAAUGACUGAAUGCGUGUUGAAUGUUUUGUCCAUCGUUUUCCACCUUAGACAUCCACCACUAGUCAACCUGAGUCGCUAAGAGAUAGCGAAACCUGGAGUCCCGGCCCGUGGGGUGUUUUGCAUACUCCGAUUUAAUUAAAUCAUUCGUAACGGCACAUAAUCGCUUGCUUCAUGGUUCUUUUAACGCUGUCGACAAGGAUGUGUUUGUCUAGCUUACAGCUCAACAGCGUAGAAUCUAGAUCGCCUAGAUCUAAAAGUCUGUUUCGGGUUCUAAGGCGAUACAAGACACAAACACUGCGAAAGAAACCCCAAAGAAAAUUCACCCAGAACACACACACACACCACAGGAUUCUUCAGCCAGUGAAGUUUCCCUUCUCAACGGUGGCAUGGUAGAACGAUUGUGGCAUCCGAUUCGUUAUGGCGCGAUAGCAUUUUGCAUCGAAAUGAAGUGAUUAUUAGGCGCCGCUUCAGACGUUGCUUCGCUGUCUUUGAAAGCGUGCGCCGUUGAAGUUCGUUCGUUCGCUCCGUGCCACGAUGGAAAUUGUUGGCGCGAUAAGGUUUAGAUGUUUUACAGUCAGUUUGAGAGUUAAAGUUUGAGGCGAACUAACAAUCUUAUCGCGAUUUUGAAUGUGUUAUUUUAUGAAUUGAAAUAGCCGUGGUCGUCGGUAGAGAUGAGAUUUGUAAAUCGGAAAAGUUUGAACAAACUGGCGCCAUGUUCGCGAGUCCUUCGGGAUGACACCACCCAUCUUCCCGGCGCGUGCUUUAUGUCCCAGACCGAGUGUGCACAAUGUUAAUGAACGACCCAUUAGUGGUUUUUAUAAUAAAAAAAAAGUUUCGUUUUUCGUUCGAUGUGACCAGCAACACAUGGAGCUGUACCGAGCCACGGCCAAAACUUGCUGGACAGUUUGGUGGCGAUUGUUAUUACACACACACACACACACACACACACACACACACACACACACACACACACACACACACACACACACACACACACACACACACACACACACACACACACACACACACACACACCAAUAUCUCACCCUCUCUGUGGCAGCAACUGCGAAAGGAGUGUAUUUUUUGUGGUUACAAAACAAACAAACAAUUCUUAUCAAAAUAUAAAAUCCCCUCUCGCGCGCUCUCUCUCUGUCUCUUUCGCGGUGGCUAUUAUGAUAAGCCGUCGUUAGUAUUUUGUUCGCUUCCUGCGCUGGCAUAGUACUGGUGUGGCCACGGGACGGGUGGUGGCCGAGGGAAAAUAAAUUAUUUAUCGAUUUUAUUUUUUGUUUCACGCGCGUACGCCUGCCAUUUCCUUUCCUCAGCGGCCUCAAGCGUUCAUUAUGCUAUCUCGAAGUCAUUAUCGAAGCUGAAGUUUUUAUUUCGAUUUUUCCCAUAAUAUCUACCGAAAGUGCCAGUGCCCGAAAAAGCGAAAAAAAAAAAAAAUAACAGUAAAAACUAAUGGUAUGGCAGAGGAGGUUUGAGGGUGUGAGAAAGAGAAAGAGACAUGCGACAAACGACUAAACCCGAUCCAAUAUCUGUCGAAGUCGAAGACUGAUACCAUUUCGGCGGUAACGUCAACAUCCAACGCUGGGUCGUCGUGGCCCGGGGAGCCGGGACGCGCUGGGACACAUAUAAAUCCGUCCGGUUUUUGUCCUGCACCCUUCCACACACUACCACUACUACUACUACUACUACUACUACUCCCACAAACCGGUCAGUCUGGGGUGGAUUAAUGGCGAGCCCCUUCGAACUUCUGUGCGGAUGGGUUCUGUAAAACUGGUCAAUCCAUUUCCUACUUUGUGGCGGGGAGAGGGUGGAUUGGUGGCGAACCAGUAAGGAUCAUAUAAAUUUGAUUAAAUUUAUGUAUGUGCGCAGUUAAUGACCACCGAACGGUUCAUUGGGUUGGUGUUUUUUUGUUGGGAUGCCACCAUCUCUGCGUCCGUCUCGGGCCCUUUACUGCUGCACGAUUGGGCGGUUAUGUGUUAUUUUACGCCUCUUCGGGCUCGGGGGCUCACUGUUUGGGAAGCAUAAGGUUUUUGUUUUGUUGUUUUCGAAUGUGACCGAAGAUGCGUCUGCGUGUGUGAGUUGGAGUGUUAUUUUAGUCUUAUUGUUUGAUGUGUCCACUUCAAUUUUUAUCGACCAAAGGCAGAGGGAGCGCACAACAUUUGACGCCACGCCAGAAAUCUUGUGCUCUUCGCUGUUUUUUUUGCGCCAAUUUAUCACGCUGGACACCAUUUUUGCCACUCACACACACAUGUGUCUGUAUCGCUAGUUUGUCGUAAAAAAAUCAAUAACGCUGGAAAACGAAAUGCAUCAUAAACUGUCGCAGCUUUGUGGUGAUAAAUUACAUUUUUUUACACACAAAUAUGUUUCAUCCCACGGGCCGCUUUUAAAGCGCGGCAGGGAAGCUGCACGCAACCUUUCCCCCACUCCCAAACACGAACCUGCAGAGAUGGGCUCGAAUUUCGCUUUUCUCUCUAGUUUAAUUGUUCAAUACUGAACGUUUAUUGCUGCUUGGCAUAAAAAUCGGACCCUACUCGCCACAGGAUACCGAGCAACGGGCAUCGCAAGGGCAUGCCAAUCCCAAAAAUUUAACCGAAAAUAUUCAAAAUCUGGCACAAUUAAUGGCUCCUGCCACUAUGUAAUGCUUUAUUCCAUUCAGAGGAAAACUUUUUUUUCUUCUACUUUUCCUCUCAAUGCUCAAUUCCAAUCGCGUGCUCGUUCCGCGAUAUGUUACACACUGUUUUGAAAAUAAUAAUGGUUUUUGGUUGCGCUGCACAAGGGGGACCCCAUGCUUUGCAUUCGAAGGAAAACCGAUCGCCGCCACGGCAUUGUCCCUUCCGUCAAUGUUAACAAACGUUUCCCUUCGAAACCUUUUGGGUGAACCGAGGAGAGAAGGGGACUGCAGAAGGUUCGUAUCUCUUCCCGAAGGUCCUAAAAACUAUUGAACAACGACGGUUGAACCAAUUUGCAGCCUCCGCGUGUGUGUCUGUGUACAGGACACGUUCGUCGCUUGGUGUUUUUGGGAGAUUUUUCGUCCUUUUUUGCGUCGUUGUUCGGAUAUUCAUGAUUCAUUGCUCUUUGUAGUAUGUGUGUGUGUGCAUAGAUUUGUAUUUCUUCUUUUGUAUUCUACGACUUCAAUUUUACUGAACUAGAUUCAAAUUCACACACUGACAAUUGUAUGAGAUUGCUGAUUUCUCCCUUCUUAAAGGGAACGGUCGUUUCCACCGUAACCAAAUUAACAGCAUAAAUUAUAAUUAUUCCAUGCUGCUGCUGCAGGACACAUGCACAAGCGAAAAGCCGAUUGUAUCGAUGAAUUAACGGCCAUCGGCACGGGGCAAACGGUCGGUCGGUCGGUCCGAAACACUCGUAGGAAUCAAAAAUUUGCAUCUCAUUUUUGCGGGAGGGUGAGUGAGUUUUGGGUUUCCAUAUUUUGCAGCAGUAAGCUUGCGAAGCUAGGGUGGAAUAUGGUUUUUGGGUAAUUCUAUCGGCAGUGCAUGUGCCGAAUUUGUGAAACGAAUGCAUUUUUUCUAUUGCAUUCUUCAAGGGCACGUGAUAUUUUCACGUUGCUUUAUCCUGUAAAAUGAACCCUCCAGCUCGGGACAAACCCGAUGGCAACCGAGAGCUGCUUUUUUUGUUCGAAAAUGAAUUUCAUUUCACAGUCCCUUUGCAAACUGAUACAAUGGCCAACGCCUAGAUGACCCUUGUCCAGAAUUGAUCAGCGGUUGAUAGCAAAUAGCAGGCGGGCGACGAAAGUGGACGGAACAAACCAACCCGAACAGAGAUAAAAUAAAACAAAAAAAUAACAACUUGACCACCAGGGUAGUACAAAGAUUGGCUCAAUUUACCGACGACUUGCCUACGACGCGCAUUAUUCUGCUCCGUAUCUCGAGCACGGGAGCUGCCAAAUGCAAUAAAAGCGCAUCAACCCCACGUGUAACCGAGGCAGAGCGGGUAGGCAGCAGCGAUCGAUACUCGAUAGCCUGUCGUUUCGAAAUCGUGCAACGCGAGAACAAUUGUGCAUAAUCGGUUACGGCUGAAACCUGUAAUCGAUGCGCGCCGGGAACACUGAACGCAGCAAAUGGCCGUACAUCGCGAAAUGUGGAUGCUUCAACGAGAUAACGUAAUGGGAUCGAUUAUUAUAACAAGGAAAAAAACAGCGAAAAAAAACAUGAACAUUUCAAGGAAUCGGCAAGGCGAGCCAAACGAUGAUUACACCAACAUCACAUAAUACACAUAAAAUCCACCUUCUCAAACAGGCGAAUGAGAUAGGGCAGAACUACAAACACAUCGCGUAAAGAAAAAGCAUAACAAAAACCUUAUCCAACGGAUGAUGGUUGAUGAUUUUGUACAAAAAAAAAGAAAGAAAUCGAAAAAUAUUGCAACCAUGUAACGACAGUGCAUGGCAUAAUGGUAUGUGUAGUUAAAUUGCAUUUAGAACGCAGCAAAUUUGGAGUUUAUUCGUAUGUCUCUCGUACUCUAACUAUGAAUUGAACGCAUGCAUUCACACAUAUAUAUAUCUUAGAACAAAUUCUCAGGCGUCCAGAACUACAACAGACAUUUUCGUGUGUAAGGAUACGUAAGGAAAGGGAAAGCAAACCGAAACCUAACUUACCUACUACUAUGGUUGCCGGAAUAAUUGUGUGUACUUUAAGGAAAGAAAUAAAACACAAACAUUUAGUAACAAAUCCACGCCCCACUGCAAAGAA